Messenger RNA from Rhagoletis zephyria (snowberry fruit fly), 3577 nucleotides. RefSeq names its product Ubiquitination factor E4A (gene Ube4A). NCBI's taxonomy places the organism in Eukaryota, Metazoa, Arthropoda, Insecta, Diptera, Tephritidae. Gene Ontology annotation, cellular component: ubiquitin ligase complex; nucleus; cytoplasm. The record is from RefSeq and is a predicted model, not a curated record. Gene Ontology annotation, biological process: ubiquitin-dependent protein catabolic process; protein polyubiquitination; ERAD pathway. Gene Ontology annotation, molecular function: ubiquitin-ubiquitin ligase activity.
UGGCACAGACGAAAAAAAAAUUGUGAAUUUUCUAGGACCAGCAGCAAUAGGUGUUUUUGUGGAAAAUAAUCGGAAAAUAAUUUUCUUGAGCUUACCAUGGCAGCGGAGGAGACGAAUCCCUUCGCCGCGUUACUAAACGAGCCGGAAGGGCAAAGUGGCUUCAAUCAAGAGUUGCUAGAACGCAUUCUCCUCUUUACAUUGCGUAUAAGCGGAGUAUACAGUACAAGUGGACGCGCACUCAUAUCCAUGGCUGAUACAAUCGUAACCACAGAUGAUACAUCAACAGUGAGUGAGGAGUUGUUGGCUCACGCUAUAUUUGAACGAUUAAUGCUCCAAAAUCCUCAAGAACACUUGGUUGCAUCCAGCACAAGCGUCGCUGAUGAUGACGCAGCUUUGGAAACGCGAGUAAUUUGUUAUCUGCACCGAGCGUUUAUUACUUGCGAACAAACAAAGAAUGAGUUACCUGAACAAAAGGAAGCUUGCGAAAGGAUAAGAAAACUUAUACUGACCAAUGCGAGUACUUGUACACGUCAGCCUGAAUUGUUCACAAAUCAGAGCUUGUCAACUCAAUGGUUGAGUGUUCUGGAACAAUCUGAUCCAUCAGAUGUGACAACACAAGAGUUUUUUGUACAAACUGUUAUCAAAGUAAUGGCUGAAGAUGAUCAACUUGAAGCGCUGGGCGCAUUAAAGGCCAUUUUUUACCCGAUGUUGGCUGAGGUGCAAAAGCAGUUGACUAAUGUCAAUCUAAUAACAAUCAAGAAACUCACCUUUUGGACGCUAGGUUAUUUCGUACACGACAAGCGGGUUCCACAGUUGGGUGAAGUGUUAAUUGACUACACUACACCCAAUCCAAACGCCAAGGGUAGUGAAUAUAUGGACACUUUAUUGGGACAGUUGCUUUGCCUCUCCAUUAUGCCUAGAAAAUCCAAUGGACCCUUUGAAUUCUUCGCAGAUAUUAGUUUGGAGAACCAACAUUCUGACCCGUCACUAUGGCAACUUAUGGCCAUACAUCAGGAUGCUGUGUUUGCGCUCGUCAAGCAGUUGUUGGUCUUGAGUCCAACUACUAAAAAGAAAACUUUGCAGUGGAUUGCCAAUUGCUUGCAUGCGAAUACCUCACGUGGCCAUUUAUGGAGUAAUAUUAAUUUACCAUUUGAACAGGUUAUUAAUCAAAACGCUAGUGAUUCGUUUAUGAUUGGUUUAACAGCUGUGCUACUACGUCUUUGCACGCCAUUGUGUGAGCCCACAAUGAAGGUAUUACUAGUCGAUCCAACAUAUUGCGCUGUUACCGAUGAAGAUCGUCAAGCCAAACAAGUGAGCAUGUUGAAAGCCACAGAAGAGACGUGCCUCUUGCCUACCGAUGAGAAUGAGACCCGUCUUGUUGCUGAAAAAUUUAACUUCGUUACGGAAAUAUUCUAUAUGACACAUAAGGCAUUCGAACUAGGCUAUGCAGCAUGCAUUGAACGAUAUACACGCAUGACUCGUGAGCUACAUAAUUUGCAAACCGCUUAUCAUGAUGUUGCCCAAAGCCACCCCAACAAUGCUUUAGCCAAAAAUUUAUUGCGUAUGCUGAAAGAGCAAAUGCAACAAUAUUUAUGUAUGCGCAACGGACUAAUGGAACCGUCAAAUGAUACGCACAUACUUAAAUUUUUCGAAGCUUCCGCCAUUUGGCUAACUGAAAUUGCAAUGGUUACCAAGGAGGAGUUUCAGGUUGCCACCACUAAGGAAGACUUUGCACCGCACACGCUUAAGCAAAGGCGAAUACCCGACAAAUGUGAAUUCGUACCGCCAUAUUUGAAAUCGGUGCCAGAAAAUGUUAUCGACAAUGUGGUUGCCUAUUUAAGUUUUAGCCGACACUUUCCACCCGGUCAAUUCAUCGAGUUGUAUCAUUCGUCACACGAUGCUCUAUUCAAGAUGAUCGUUUUAUUUAUGGGUAGCGCAGAACUUGUUAAAAAUCCACAUUUGCGCGCCAAGCUUGCUGAGGCAUUGGAAUUUCUGUUACCUAAAAAAAUUUCUGGCAGUAUCCGUAAUUCUUUCAUAACACAUGUGUUCGACAACAAUGUGGAUCGUUUGAAGGUGGUGCCUAGUUUGCUGAAUGUGUUCGUAAGCAUCGAAAUGACCGGACAGUCUGUGCAAUUCGAACAAAAAUUCAAUUAUCGUCGUCCCAUGUAUGCCAUUAUGGAGUACUUAUGGAGCAAAGAGGAGCAUGUACAAUGUUUCAAAAAUUUGGCUAUUGAAGCAGAGCAAAAUAUGGAGGCUAUUGAACCACCACUUUUCCUCAGAUUCAUUAAUUUACUAAUUAAUGACGCUAUAUUUUUAUUGGAUGAAUCCCUUUCAAAUUUGGAGCAAAUACGCCAACUUCAAGAGGCACAGGCGCGUGGGGAAUGGAAUGCUCUCUCACAAAACGAUCGCCAACAACAGUUGUCCAGUCUGCAUCAAUUAGGCAUGAGAGCCCGCAUAGACAACAUACUUGGUCGCGAUACCAUUAACAUUCUAAAAUUGCUAACAAUAGAAAUUAAAAGUAUUUUUUGCCAUAACAGCAUGGUGGAUCGUAUUGCCGCCAUGUUAAAUUAUUUUCUCUUGAAUUUAGUCGGACCGCAAAAGGAACGCUUCAAGGUGAAAGAUAAGAAGGAAUUUGAGUUCGAUCCUGCGCAAACGGUAUUGGAAAUCUGUCGCAUCUAUAUCAAUCUGAGUACCAGUGAGCAAUUUUGCUUAGCCGUAUCGCAAGAUGGCCGUUCUUAUAGCUCGCAACUAUUUAGUUAUGCUGAAAAUAUACUCGUACGUAUUGGUGGCGGCCAACUGAUCGGUGAAAUAACUGACUUUGCUGCCAAAGUACUACGCAUGGAAGUGCAAUAUCGUGAAGAGCAGGAAUUCUUAGCUGAUGCACCCGAAGAGUUUUUGGAUCCAAUUAUGUCCACGUUAAUGACCGACCCAGUAAUACUGCCUAGCUCGAAGGUGACAGUGGAUCGUUCGACCAUAGCUCGACAUCUGCUCAGCGAUCAAACUGAUCCUUUCAAUCGCGCUCCGCUCACAAUGGACAAGGUACAGCCAAAUAAUGAACUCAAGCAGGAAAUCGAAAUGUGGAUAGCGGAAAAACGCAACAGUGCAAACGCGCCGAAAAGUUGAAGUUGUACGCGGGGUAGAAAAUAACCAAAGAUGUUAAUACGCAGUUGUAGUGGUGCGAUAAUAAUGGUUAGUACAUACAUAUGUAUAUGUAUAAGUAUUUGAAAAAGUGUAGCUGUAUCUGCGAUGCAACAAAAAAAAUGUAUGUACAUUUCGUCUUUAUCAAUGCAAACGACAAAGUUGAAAUUUUACAGAAAAAACAAAAAGCUUAUUUUAGUUACGCGAAUAAAUAUGUAUCAAUUUUUUUAAAUUUGGUUUUGUAUUUUAAUAAGAAGGUGCAUCUGGGAGAAAGCUAAAGGAAUAUUUACAUACAAUAUGCAAAGAACACAUUUCUAAACAAAAAAAAUCAAUUAGUACAUUUAGCAUUGAUGCUGACGAUGUGUCCGCAAGAUGUUGACAACUAUAAAAUGAGCGAAACUUAAAAUGUUUUACACACCAAAAGCGUCAAAUUCCACCA